Molecule: messenger RNA, 1305 nt
Organism: Grosmannia clavigera kw1407
Lineage: Eukaryota; Fungi; Ascomycota; Sordariomycetes; Ophiostomatales; Ophiostomataceae
Exons: 2
Coding region: 1-1305 (434 amino acids)
Source: RefSeq, a predicted model, not a curated record
AUGGCGGCUUUCCUGAUUCCGUGCUUGCUGGCGAGCCCCCUCUUUGUUCAGCUUGCCGGCGCAUCGCCGGUUACUAUGCUGGCUCUCCGCGACACGGCCACAGUGACGGCUUCGUUUGCCGCGAUCAAGUCUGCCAUCAUCGACCACGGAAGCUUGGACGAUGCAGGCAUUGCAUCCAUGCUCAAAUCGCUUUCAAGCUCCAACCAUCCUGCGCCUACACCGACCAUCCACCGCCGGGACUCGAGCGCCAGCACGGCCUUGUCUGUGAAGACCAACGGUGCCUUCAUCGCCAUCGAUGUUGGCAACCCUCUGGUGGCCUGCCAGCCGUCGCAGGUGCACACGACCACCGCGGCCGGGCCCAUUCAGACUCUCCAGUUCUUCACUGGCUCGAGCGACAUGCGCUCGCUCAAGCUCAACUCGAUCAACGGAAGCGUGACAGAAGUCACCAGCACGAUUAGCAAGGGAGACGAUGCCGGCUCCUUCACGUUUGACUCGAACGAGAGAAUUUCCGAGUUCAACGUGUUCGCGAGCGAGAAGCAGUUCGUGGGUUUCAACUUCAAGACGGACGGCGACCGCAACUACAAGGCCAUGUCGAGCACCGGCAGCCAGUUCACUGCCCAGAAGAUGCCGGUGGGCUCCGGCAUUCUUGCCCAGAUCCGCUAUGUCUACUGCCCCAACGGCAUCAUCGCCUCUGUGGGCUUUGACUUCCUCGACGACCUAGAGUCGAUUGCCAUCAACAACAUCGACUACUCCGGCUUCACCAACAACAUCCUGCCAGCCUCCAACGGCCAGACCGUGACGGUUGGGUCGCAGAUCAUCGACAACCGCAACUCGUCCUCGGACCAGAGCACCUCUAUCCAGACCACGGCUGCCAUCACCAAGCAGCACUCGCUCACGACCACCGUCGGCUGGAAUGUCGGCAACACCGUGACUGUGACCGGCAAGGUCGGCAUCCCCUUCCUCACUGAGGGCUCCGUCAGCACGGCGGCCACCUGGGGUAUUCAGGGAAGCGUGGCCUCCCAGAGCCUGACCGGCACUACGAUCACCAACGCGGGCACGGUGAACCUCAAGUGCCCGGCCGGAAAGUACUGUGUCGGCUCGUCCUUCUUCACCAUGUUCAAGCUCGACGUCGCUGUCGAGGCCACGUUUGCGGCGACAACCAAGUCUGGCCACAGCUACAACUGGGUCCAGAAGGGAAAGUACUCUGGCGCCGACUCGCUGGCCAUUGAGCUUCGCGUUGAUGAGGUCAACAACACUUCGUCGGCAAAGGACCCCCGGGACGUGCUUGAGACCGAGCUGUACUAA